Molecule: messenger RNA, 1823 nt
Organism: Linum trigynum
Lineage: Eukaryota; Viridiplantae; Streptophyta; Magnoliopsida; Malpighiales; Linaceae
Source: the annotation of a GenBank genome assembly
UCCGAAAUUCAAUAGUGAUGGCAAUUGUGGGGUAAGGGCGGGUAACUUAUAUUAAGAUUCAUCAUACUUGCCUCGUAAGCGCGGGUCAAGUCGGGUAAGAGUUGUACGUAGAGAUUGCAAUUUGAACCCUGUUGGGUAUUACUUGACCUGAUCCGUGAUAGGGGCGGGACAUGAGUAUCUACUCCCGUCUCGCCUCGUUUUUUACUCAUUAUAUCUCAAUUUCUUAUCAUGUAUAUUCAUGUGCCUCCUAUUUUGACUUUUUUUCAACUAGUUAGAAUUAGGGGUGGCAAUACGGUCCGGUCCGGUUAAAUUGGCCCGAAUUGAUCCGGUCCAGUCCGAUCUUUUUGGAAAUAUGGGGACCAAAACUUGGAUUGGGUACAGUCCGAUUUUGACCCGGUCCGGUUUUGACCCAGUCCGGUCCCAAUCCGGUUUUGACCAUGUUGCAAAAAAUUCAGCAGCAUAUACCCAUUUUCCUGGAAUGUAAACAACCUAUUUGUAGCAAAAAUCAAGCCAAAUAUGGUCCAAUACAAAAUCACAACCAUCAUUGAUGUCUAUUACAAACUCAAAGUCCAAUUCAAACUUCAAAAUAAAAAUAAAGUGCAUCACAAGUUCACAAACAAAGUUUAGACAUCAAACACCAAAUUCACUCCAACCUAACAAAUUCACCAAACCAUUUCUACUCAUCAAACACCAAAUUCACCAAACCAUUUCUACUCAUCACCAAACCAUAUUUCUGACUUUUGCAGCUGUUGCCGGCUGUGCUGGUAGAUGAACGGAGGGCGACGAGAUGCAGGGACAGCAGGGUCGUCUUUUGGAGCGGAGGCUUUCUGUUCUGGGUCGUCUUUUGGAACGGAGGGCGACGAGAUGGCGGAGAUGCUAGCUGGCUGUGGCUGGUCGCUCGGCGUCGUGGAGCUGAUCGGAGGUGGUCGCGACGGCCGACGGGACGGAGUUGAGGGCGGAGGCUUCCUGGGUCGCGACGGGACGGAGUGUUGCAGCUGGGUCGCGACGUCACAUCGCAGAGAGGGAGCGACCCGCGACCAGCAACGAGAGAAGGUCCAAGACUCCGUCGACGGCCCGAUGGUCCGAGAGUUUCCGAUGGGCGAUGGGAAUGGAUGACUGUCUGUCUGUCUUUCACUUUACUCUCGAGGGAGAGGGAGGCGGCAGCACUCAGCAGGCGUCCGAAUGAAAUUGAAGAGAGACCCCAGCAACCCUAAAGCUCGCUUGGGCCGGGGUGAGUGGGCCGAGAGGCCAUGGGUUGGCCUGUCCUUGGGCUGGGCUUAUUUUGAGCCUAUAAAUCUGUUUUGUAAUUAUCCGGUCUUCCGGUUUUUACACGGUUUUGACCCGGACUGGAUUGGUCCAGAUUUUUUGCUAAUUCUAAGACCAAAGACGGGAUUGAAUUGUUUUAAAUCCGGUCCGGGUUUUACGAUCCGGUUUCCGGUUUUCAAUCCGGUCGCGGUCCAAAUUGCCAGCCCUAGUUAGAAUUGAUCUUUUAACCAGUUGGACUCAAUUACCCAUUCUAUAUAUUCUCACUAUUUUGAUUUAUUGAGUGUUUCCUUUCAUUUUAACGUUCAAAAAAUUGAAUAUAUUUUUUUUCAAAUAACAUGUAAAAUUGGGUCGAUGUCACUUAUCCCUCCUCAGGAUAUAUUCUUACUGAAAGAACCCGGCCAGACAGGACAAACCCUUGUAGUUCAGUGUUCACAUCAUAUCAACUAUGUAUAUGCAUCAUUGGCUGAACCGCCUUCUUUAUAUUCAUCUGCAUGCCCCGUUCCUCGGUAGACUGAUUCUCUCAAGUACUCUCCUUCGAACAAAACAACGCGAGCGAA